Messenger RNA from Dinoponera quadriceps, 1233 nucleotides. Its product is annotated as carbonic anhydrase 1-like. Bases 133 to 1095 code for a protein of 320 amino acids. Gene Ontology annotation, cellular component: cytoplasm. Lineage: Eukaryota; Metazoa; Arthropoda; Insecta; Hymenoptera; Formicidae. The transcript is spliced from 6 exons. Gene Ontology annotation, molecular function: carbonate dehydratase activity; zinc ion binding. The record is from RefSeq and is a predicted model, not a curated record.
CGGCAGCACUCAGUCUACCACCGGCGGUAACCAGAGCGAUCGCAUUUCUUCACCAAUUCCGCCACAACGAGCCUCACUGUCAGUGACGCGAAAUUUCUCUUCUGAUACUUGACGCCGACAGGGUGAACAAUCAUGAAGCUCCCGGCCGCUCCUUUCGGUCUUCUUUUACUCGCCGGACUCUGCCUUGGCGCUGAAUUCGGCUAUAGUGGAGAAAACGGUCCGGAGAACUGGAGCAAAAUAUCCGAAACAUGUGGGGGAAAGAAUCAAUCGCCCAUUAAUAUAAUAGUAAAAGAUACCAAAAGCAGCAGCUUUCCGCCGUUGGAAGUUUCGUUCCGGACAUAUAAGAAGAAUCCAUUCGACAAGGAUUCGUGCCAGUUGACCCUCGUGAACAACGGACACUCAGCUCAGCUACAGUCAACCGACAAUAUGGAGGUAACAGUGAAAGGAGGACCCUUAAAAGAUACAUACACUUUCCAGCAGUUGCAUUUUCAUUGGGGCAGGAAUAAUAGUGAAGGAUCCGAAACUCUAAUAAACAAUAAACCGUGCUCGCUGGAGAUGCACGUCGUCUGCCGCAAUGAAAAAUACAAAUCGAUGGCGGAGGCUGUUAAUCACGCUGAUGGUCUGGCUGUUUUAGGAUAUAUGUAUCAUGUCCCGAAGGGACUCUUCUUCUACAAAAAUCCGAUAUUGACACGCAUAACGAGCGCAUUACAACACAUGAAAGAUGCGGGUAUGAAUAAGACAUUGUGUGAUUGCGACCUGUUGCAAAAUUUAAUUUUACCACCAACCUUAAAUUUUCAAACUUACUACACGUACAACGGUUCACUAACCACUCCACCUUGUUCGGAGAGUGUCACGUGGUUCGUCUUCGAAACGAUCCUAGAGUUGGCAAAUAGUCAGUUGAAAGAUUUCCGCAAGCUGAAAUCAUCAGACGGCACUCCGAUGACCCAUAACUUCCGGCCUCCGCAGCCUCUAGGAGACCGAGAAGUUUACCGAAACAUUCCGCAGGAACAGAAUUCCGGACAGUGUAACACCAAGUCGUCUUACAUGGGGAAUACGUUGGCACCUCUACUAGGACUUGGCCUAUCUUUGGUAUGAAGACCUGAACGGAACGUCCUCUAGUCAACAGCGCUCACCAAUUGUUAUUUUAAUCCUUUAACUGUUACUUCAAAUCCUUAAAUAAAAACCAUGUGUAUUAAAUAUUAUUAAGCAGAAUAAAAUGGGAAUUACGUUUAA